UGACAUAGAAGGGACGCCUUGUAACAGCUCAGAACCAUGAUUAUCGCCCGAAUGUCUGACCUUGGCUUUACGAUACAUGGUUCGAAGGUAUAAAAUCCGCGACUCUCUGACACCUCGUGUCAAUUCCUCUCAAUUACAACCAUGCAGCUCUCACUCGUUUUCACCACACUCCUUUCCUUUGUCGCUAUCGCUGCAGCAUAUCCCACACCACAUGGGAUGAAAAGUUCUUCUUUGGCUAAGCGCGAGCGGCUUGACUCUAACCUCGUUGGCUUUGUGGACACUAGAUCCUACAACGACAUUAGUCAGCCUAGCCAGCCCAGCAUCCCUGCUAGUGAUAGCGAAGUUGCUUACCUGAAUACUCGGGCCCCCAACGACACUAGUCACCCUAGCACUUCUAACAGUUCUCACAACGACACUAGUCACACCAGUACUUCCAAUACUUCUAACAACGACACUAGUCACACCAGUACUUCCAACACUUCUAACAACGACACUAGUCACACUAGUACUUCCAACACCUCUAAUAACGACACCAGUCACACCAGCACCUCUACCAAUGACACUAGUCACACCAGCACUUCUAACAAUGACACUAGUCACACCAGCAACGAUGCUAAUAGCGACAUUGGCCACUUGGACACUCGGGCCCCCGGUGAUGACACUAGUCACACCAGCAACGAUGCUAACGAUGACGAUAGUCAUUCCAGCAACUCUGCUAGUAGCGAUUUUAGCUCCUUGAACGCUAGGGCCCCCGGCGACGACACUAGUCACUCCAGCAACUCUGCUAGUAGUGACGUUGACCGCCUGAACGCUCGGGCCCCCGACGACGUCAGUCACCCCAGCAACACUUCUAACAGUUCUGAAGACGACACCAGUCACACAAGUAACACUUCUGAUAGCAACGGUGAUACGAGUGACGGUGAUUAGUGGUUGUGAGGAUGUCGGAUCGCGAAGCGCGAGGAGUAACCAUGUAUCCAAGAGAGAAUAACAGAGGCUAGUGGCUCUUGAGAGAUGAUCCAACGCGGUCAGCAUCAUGAUACAUUCGUCAUACAUAUCUAUUUAUAUCCAUAAACAUUCUUGAUACCCGUUUCCGCGCACGCCAUCCCUUCGUUCUCCCUCUCAAUGUUCUAUUAAUCCUCUCAGUACGAUAUUGUUUCCACCCAGUCUUUCGAACUGAGACUGAGGUGAGCAUGCUUACUACCACGUCUGCAUACACGUACCCGACAAUACGUGAUCCCUUCGUUUCCACUGAUGCGGUUGUAGUAAUUUAGUUUUUCAAACAAAGACCAAGUUCUUCCGCGCCAGAUUUCAAUGGAGACGCCCGCUGAUCGCACACCAAUUAUACCACGCAUUGGUU
Molecule: messenger RNA, 1357 nt
Organism: Suillus clintonianus
Lineage: Eukaryota; Fungi; Basidiomycota; Agaricomycetes; Boletales; Suillaceae
Exons: 3
Coding region: 142-927 (261 amino acids)
Source: RefSeq, a predicted model, not a curated record